CACAUAUAUAUAUAUAUAUAUAAAAACUAUAUUGCCACCCCUCCAAAUCAUUGGAUUCAGGUGUUCCAAUCACCUCCAUGGCCACAGGUGUAUAAAACCAUGCACCUAGGCAUGCAGACUGCUUCUACAAACAUUUGUGAAAGAAUGGGUCACUCUCAGGAGCUCAGUGAAUCCAAGCGUGGGUACCAUGAUAUGUUGCUACCUGUGCAAUAAGUCCAUCCAUGAAAUUUCCUUGCUACUAAAUAUUCCACGGUCAAUUGUUAGUGGUAUUAUAACAAAGUGGAAGCAACUGGGAAUAACAGCAACUCAGCCACGUAAAAUGACAGAGCAGGUUCUGUGCAUGCUGAAGCGCACAGUGCAGAGAAGUCGCCAACUGUCUGCAGAGUCAAUAGCUAAAGACCUCCAAACAUCAUGUGGCCUUCAGAUUAGCACAAUAAUGCACAGAGAGCUUCAUCGAAUGGGUUUCCAAGGCCGAGUAGCUGCAUCCAAGCCUUACAUCACCAAGUGCAAUGUAAAGCGUCGGAUGCAGUGGUAUAAAGCGCGCCGCCACUGGACUAUAGAGGAACGGUACUUCACAGACAUUGCCAAGUGUAAAGUU
Messenger RNA from Staurois parvus, 598 nucleotides. NCBI's taxonomy places the organism in Eukaryota, Metazoa, Chordata, Amphibia, Anura, Ranidae. The record is from the annotation of a GenBank genome assembly.